Messenger RNA from Etheostoma spectabile (orangethroat darter), 2285 nucleotides. RefSeq names its product IgGFc-binding protein. Lineage: Eukaryota; Metazoa; Chordata; Actinopteri; Perciformes; Percidae. Bases 353 to 1912 code for a protein of 519 amino acids. The transcript is spliced from 3 exons. The record is from RefSeq and is a predicted model, not a curated record.
UCUGACAAAAUAAUAAAAACAUCAAAUACAAUCAUUUGAAUUGUCAGAAAAUGGGAAGCCAACAUUUGAUCCAAAACAGGAAUCACCCAUAUGCUACACCUCAGAAUCAAGUCAUGUAGUUAAGCGGAUAACUUGGCAGUUGUAGUCUAAUUAGUCGACAAAUGAUGACGUCCUCACGUUUUGAUUGACAGGCGUAACAGGUGUGCUAACAUGGACCAUAUUAACCUCCUUUCUGGCAGUGUGUUGCUAGCUCCCCUCUAAUGUUUGGUGUUCAUGCAAAUAGCCUAAAAAUAUAUCAGCUGUAAGGAAACCGAAUCGAUUUCAUGACAAGCUUUCUUGUUGCAGUGUAGUAAUGCAGUAUGUGCUGCUGCUCCAGGUGUGCCUCUUGGGACUUGGCCUGUCUAUGGCCAGUCCUGGUAGGACGUUUCUGUUUAUGUUUCCCCCUCAUAAUGACUCAACAGCAAAUGUUGAACAUACAAUAACUAUCACAGCCCCUGAUGUUUGGACUGCAGUUACUGUGAAGGUUCUGGAAAGCAGCUACGUCCAACACAUCUACCUCUCUGCUAGCCAGUCAAAGACGAUUCACCUGCCAUUAUCUGUGGGAAUGACCAGUGAUCGCUCGUCCAACCUUCUCAGUGUGAGAUCUAUGUGGCCUGUUACAGUCCUCGCCUCAUUCUGUACCCAGACUGAUUGUGAUCACAGUCUCCUUCAUGAUGUUUCUUCCUGGGGUACCCACUACUACCCCAUUACUCCUAACUUCCCUAACCAGACUGCUGUCAGCCAGAUGGUGAUCACCAGCUCAGACCAGGGGACAUCAGUGGAUAUCUUCCAUUCAGGGGAAGUGCUCUUUGAAGGCAAUAUGUACCCCAGGGGUAGUGUCCUUAAGUUGUAUAUAGGUGGGCUGCAGAGUGCUUACAUCCAGAGCAACUUCAGCCUGUCUGGCUCAGAGUUAAUCUCCAAAGAAGCUGUAGGUGUAGUGGUUGGUUUUACCUGCUCCGAACACACACUUAGGGAUUGCUUGUAUGGAUUUGCUGAACUGAAACCAGUCAAACACUGGGGUUUUGAAUAUGUUAUCCCUCCCUUGGUAAACACUGACAUGAGUUACAGUUUCCUGUUGGCAAUGGCUACUAUUAACUCUGACCUGGACGUCACAACCAGCACCAUGCAAAAGAAUGUGUCUCUCGUUGGUGGGAUUAUGAAGGCCAUUCCAGUUGUGACCUUGGAUAAAAUUUGCGUUACUAGUGAUGGUCCUCUUCAACUUGUUUACUUCAGACGUGGCAAUGCACGGGGUCCUUCAACUCUAACAGUACUGCCAUCUGUUGAUGAUAUCUGCCAGACUGUACCUAUGUUUGAUUCAGGUGAUAUGAGCAUGGAGCACGAUAACAGUACUCGCACAGGAGAUUUAGAGGCUGGUGUUAGCUUCUCCCAGAAGCUCAACAUAGCUCAGCUGCCUGACAAUAAAAAGACACAUUAUCUUACCACUGACACAGAUAUGGGACACUAUCUGAGUACCAUAAACACACAACUAUAUCCAGCACUGUGUGAGAGAGGUUCAGCUUCUUGUGAAGAGUUGCACUUUGGACACAAGCGGAAAUACUUUAUUAACAAUGGAAAACCACUCAGUUCAUUGAAAACUAAACUAUAUUCUGCACGGGGUGACUCUUAUUUCCGCUCAUUUGAUGGAAGAGACUUUGUCCUACAUGGAAACUGUAACUAUACUUUAGUUCAGACGACCUGUCUAGGCUUAAAUGCUUCUGUUUCACUACAAAUUAGUAUAGAGCAAGCACAUUUGAACAGUGCUACUGCCUCCACAAUCCACACAGUGCAGAUAAGCAUCCAGGGCUUUAAUAUCUCCAUUGUUAGAGAUGACACAAAUCACGUUAGGGUGAGUAUACUAAAUUUACUUAUGUGAAACAUACUUUUUGUAACUGUUAAUUUACAUGUUCUUUUUUGUUUUUAAACCUGUAGAUUAAUGGACAGAAAAUGAACUUGCCCCUCCCCUUGGGAAAUGGUUCCCUGAACUUGUAUCCAAGCGGCUCGAGCGUUGUCCUAGAUACUGCGUUUGGCCUGGCUCUGCAAUAUGACUGGAAGCACCAUCUCCAGGUUGAAAUUGACCCACAGCUGUAUGGAGUCCUGUGUGGUUUAUGUGGCAAUGCUAAUCACAGCUCCACAGAUGGUGUUAUUGCCUCUAAUGGCACUGAUUAGGCCCAGACUAAAGAUGUUACUCUCCAAUGGGUGGUGAACAGUGACGCAGGCUCCUGUAUUGAAGAAUGCAGUGGAGGUGU